UCAAAUAACAGUAUUAUUUUAUUACCGUUUAGUACCAUUAGUAUUAAACAAGUUUAUCUAGCAUUGUAAACUUAUCUAACAGUAUACAUUAUUAUGGUUUAAACAAUGAUAACUAAAACUUGUCAAUAUUUUGUAAUUUAUCACUAAUUUUACUUAAUCUAAUAAUUGGCGCUUAUUUCUCAAAUCCAAAUUUAACCGCGUUCACAGUACUUGAAGUGGGAAUAUAGCAUUGGUGAUUGGUUCUGCCAUUUUGCUUCAAAGCCAAUGAGAACUUUGACAAGACUGGCCAGACUCUCUUCUAGGGACUCUAGUCGCGCUCGUCGUUGUCGCACAUCCCUGUCAAUCCCCCGCGUUCUUGGGUGAAGGCGCAUACCCCGACGCGCCGUUUCGGUAUCGAGUCUCUCUCUUUCUGCGUGGCAUGCAUUCGCGCAAUUCGCGUUUCGCUCGCGGCGGUAGUGCGGACGAGAGGGAAAAAAAAGAGUCUCCUGUUAUUUCCGGGUGUGGUUCGGCUUCCGGCGAUUAAUCCACGUACUCUCUGUGUGUGUGUGUGUGUGUGUAUGUAUGUGUGAGUGUGUAAACGGGCCACGGCUGUACGUUUUUUCGUGGCGUAUACUCCGGACGAUCCUCUCGAGACGUGACGACGUACACAUCGUCGCAUCAUGAGAGCGGCCGCGUAGUCGGCCGAAGGGCAGCCUCGUUCGGGUGGAAAUGAGCUGGGGACGGCGGCUCGUACGCAUUCGUGCCGCGGAGCGCUACGGAGAGUGCCGUUUCCCCGAGGCGGGUCGGCCCGUGCCAUAUCGCCGCUAGUCCUGCACACGGUUCGUUCCGCUAUCGAAACGGCGAGAGCACGCGGACAAUGUGAGAGUUGUGUGUGCGCGUGCGAGCGUGUGCGUGUGUGCGCGUGUGUGCUUGCUCUGAUGUCACGCGAGCGCGUCUGAUUUGACCGAGUUAACGCCGUGGAGCCGUGAAAGAUGCUGGGAGACGACCCACCGUCCCUCUCGGUGGGUACAGAGGUCAGCGCCAAGUAUAAGGGUGCCUUCUGCGAGGCGAAAAUCCGUAAGGUGGUGCGAUCGGUGAAAUGUCGCGUGACUUACAAGCCGCAAGGUUUAGGGACCGCCACGGUCGCCGACGAUCAAAUAAGAGGAACUUUAAGAGUAGGCGCCUCCGUCGAAGUUAAACAUGUAGAUCGGAAAGAACUUGUGGAAGCCACAAUUACGAAGAUUCAAGACUGCAGCCAGUACACUGUGGUCUUUGACGAUGGGGAUAUCACGACGUUGAGAAGAACUGCGCUCUGUCUGAAAAGCGGGCGGCAUUUCGCGGAAAGUGAAACGCUAGACCAACUGCCGUUGACUCAUCCCGAACACUUUGGGAACCCCGUAAUUGGGGGUAGAAGGGGCAGACGAUCAAGGCAAGCGCAGGAUGACAGCAGCGAGGAUGAGGACAGUCCACCGCGAGGCGCUCGUGACACGGCUUCUAGCGGAGGUGCGAAGGAGGGAAUGGAAACUGAACCAGAGAUUGGUAGAGUGGUGUGUGUGGAGCUCGGUGACAAGAAGAAGAAGGACAAUUGGUUCCCAGGACUAGUGGUUGCACCGACUGCUCAAGAUACAGUGAGAAUACGAGUGAGAGACGAUUACUUGGUGCGUUCGUUCAAAGAUGCGAGAUAUUAUACAGUACCCAAGAAGGAAGCUACAGAGUUCACAAAAGAAUUAGUUAACAAAGUUGAAAAUAAUACUUUGAAGGUUGCAGUAGAGAAAGCUCUUCUAUUUUUAGAGAAAAAUGAAUUACCACCCCAUUGGGACAAGGAUUCCUUGUUCGGGCAUUCCAUUUCCAGUGGGAACAGCGAUUACGAUGGAGAACUCGACUCAGAUAGUUCGGACGACGAACCGCGCGAGGAAAAAGAUCAUUUUGUAGCUCAGUUGUAUAAGUUUAUGGAUGAUCGCGGGACACCUAUAAAUGUUUGUCCAAUGAUUGGAUCUGAGGACAUAGACUUGUACCGGCUUUUCCGAGCGGUGUACAAAUUGGGUGGUUACAAUCGUGUCACGAAUCAGAAUCAAUGGAAGGCCGUGACACGGCGACUUGGUUUUACGAUGCAGAAUUCGGCGCCUUUGUACAAUCUUGUGAAACAGGCUUAUAAGAAGGUCUUGCACUCCUUUGAAGAUUUUUAUAGGAAACUAGGCUGCACCAUGGUGAAUCACCCGCGAGGCAGCACGCGUAAGCAACGUCCUGGAAGAAGUUUGAUUCGCGACAAGGACAGAAAUACUCCUAUACCACCACCAGCACCGGCGCAAGUAAAAAGUGACAAGGAUGAAGAUGAGAAAAAAGUUGUGGAGGAUGAGAAGAAAGAGAAGAAGGAAGUUAAGAAGGAGCCAGUCAAGGAAGAAGAAGUUGUCAAGGUAAAAAAGAAGGAAGAAUCCGAGGGAAACGGUAGCGGCCAGGAAAGCGACGUAAAUGUGGAAGCAGAUAUCGAAUCGUCGUCCAAUAAUGAAAAAUCGCCACAAAAACCGUCCACGCAAAUUUCCACGUUAUCUCCCACUUCGUGCGGUACUGCAGCUGCGUCGUCCAGUCGGGUCAAGUCGAAAGGUAAAGAAGACACCAAGAAGAAGGUGACUGAAAAGAAGAAGACGGAGACCAAAAAGCAAGAGAAGAAAGAUGAGAAGAUCAAGGAGGAAGAAGCCACCAAGACAAGAUCCAAGGCGAAAGAUGACACCGUGAGAAAUAAAGGUGCCUCCGAAGGAAGGGAGACUCGGACGCCGUCUCGAGAGGCAGACAAGAAAACUGUGUCUAAGCAGCGGCGCUUAACGGACGAGGAAUUGAAGAAACGAGGAAGAAAACGUAAGGAGUAUGAAACGGAAAAGUCGCGUGCGGACGAGCAGCUUGCGGAGACCGCGCCUAGCUACAAAGGUCCCGUGGAGUGUGGCGACAAGUUGAAAGUGUAUUACGGCCCGACGCACGAGUCCAAAGUUACUUACGAGGCGAAAGUCAUUGAGAUAGAGAAGGAAGGCCCAAUGUACCUUGUACAUUACACGGGUUGGAACACCAGGUACGACGAGUGGAUCAAAGCGACUAGAAUCGCUCAAAAUAUUACGCAAGCUCAGGGUAGAAUAAAGCGCGUCAAAGCAACUCCUAGGCCCCAAACUCCUAGCACGAAUUCGUCCAACAACGUCAACAAGCUGAAAGGUACUUGCAAUUCGAGUGCCAAUGCAUCGCAGAGUCGUCGCCGGGCGCAAAGUGUCGCUCCUACUUCUAGCGCCGUUCAGUCAGCUUCGACAUCUGCAAAGGAAGGCAAGAAGGAGGAGAAGGAAAAGGAUACGGUACAGCCGACUAGGUCCACUACACCGCUAUCUAUCGCCAGUUCUAGUUCCAGAACCAAAAGUCCGGCCACACCCGCCAAUAGGCCAACCAGAACAACGAGAAAUGCCGAGUUAUCCGGAAUAGAGCAUCGUAGGCGUACCAGAAGAACCUCGGGACAUACAGACAUAUCAGUCGCAUCGGAAAGCGAAGAUAGCGAGGGUUACGAGUCCGAUACCACCGAGUCCGAGCAAACCAAGACCAGGUUGAGAGGUAUGGAAGAGAGGAAACGGAAGGAGGCGCGAGGCAGAGCAGAAGAGAGGAUUAGAACGGACGAUGCAAUGGUGAGCGACGCUGACGAUGACAAGGACAACUUGGAUGAGCCACGCAAGGGUAGGCGUUUAAGAAGAACUCCCGGUAAAUCUCAAGGUAUCAAGUCCGAGCCUGAUAGUGAUCAAGAGGAGCAGCCGAAGGGUCGAGACUUCGAUCUCAAUCAGAUACGAUCUGAAUUGAAAGGUUUCGACAAAGCUGUCAAGAUGGAAAUAGUCAGAAUGGAACCUGAUGACGAAGUCAAGUUGGACGAGAAGGAGAGCGUGACUACCGCGUCCACGGCGUCGCCCAAAUUGGAGAAAGCUAUCGAAUCCCCGAAAGUGGAGGUUGUCGAGACGAAGGUGGAAAGUACAGAAGAUAUAUAUGAAUUUAAAGAACCGGAGCCGUUCGAGUUUGAGGUACGAAAUAAAAGAGAUACCACCUGUGACAAAGAUAAACUGAAGAAGAGAAUGUUUGAGGACGAAGCCAAGAGUCCGAAGAAGAAGCCAAAGACACCGGUUACGAGCUCGGUGACGAAGGAAACGAAAUCGGAACCGGCGGAAAGCGACUCUCGGAAAAAACCGAGGAAAUUGUUCAGCAAGAGAUCAGACGACGCGCACGAGACGGUGACGACUACGUCGGGCAAACCGCCGCAGGUCGUGUCGUGCGAAGACGUUUUCAAUAAGCUAUGCGAGUCGUCCACAUCGUCGUUCAGUCAAUUGAAGUCAACCGUUGCGGAAGAGUCGAGUAACAAGGCGGCUGGUUUAAAUCUCUUGUUCAACGACUUGCCAGCGGACGAUGAAGUUACGCGCGACGACUCUGAGGACCGUCUGAUCAUUUCGGAAACCGAGGUAUCGGAGGCGGAGCAAGAAAAUAUGUUUGCAUAUCAGCAAGAGAUUCAGUUCCAAGGCGGCAAGUCGCCGAACGCGGUGGAAUUAAAUAAGAGCGAGACGAACGCCGCGGCUGAGGCGAAGGAAGAAAUGUCGAUGAUCAGCACGAGCAGUAAUAAAUCUGCUAACAUUCCGGAUCAGAAACCGAACCAGGUCAAGUCGUUGCCAGGUCAAAUCGCUGCUAGUCAGUCGCAGGCAGAGUCGAAGACGUUGGAUUCAAAGUUGCUCGACAUCGUCCCGGUUCCGUCGCCUAUCGUGACGCCGCCUGCUCCUAUAAGCGCGCGACUGCCGGCGACAUCCACGAUCGAAGAGAAAUUGUCAGCUGCCGCGAUGGCAUUCCGAAGCAAAGCUAAAGACGUUAAGAAGACUUCGGACGAGGAGGCGCUUGAUGUCGUGCGCGUAAUCAAGGUACUGAAGGAAACGUCCAAGAAAUUAGACACUCCUAAUCUCCUUCACAGAGGAAAGGAUACGGAUUGCGUUAUUCCCGCGGCCGAAGUGGAUAAGAAAUGCGAGCAGGAAAAGAACGAUGAGAAUCUGCGCAGAGAAAUCAUGCGCGCGAUCGCGAAGCGGAAGGAAGAAGAGAUAUUGAAGUUGAAGAAGGAAGCGGAAGAGAUAUCGAAGCCGAAGAAGUUCUCAGAGGCGAAGGCACAGGUUGCCGAGCACAAGAUCAAAUUGCAGGAGGUCACGAGAGACGAGGGUUGGAGAAACGCCGGGUACGAGAUGCCCGACAAGAAGCCCGAGGAGGAAUACAAAACGACGGAUCAGAAGGAGAAGGACAGGAUUGAUAGUCGCAAGAAACAAAUCAAUCAGGAUAUUAUAGAUUCCACGGAUAGCAGUGAUUCAGAACAGAGGCUCGUGAUAGACAACGAGGAGCCGCAGGACGUUAAAGCGCCGGUGUCCACCUUCGACGUGAAGCUACAAGCGGAAUUGGAUUGCACGGAGAGCACGCAGGAGAGAUACGCGAGGUCGCAGGCGUUGAAGACUUCGCAAAGUGUUCAUCAACAGGAACAGGAGUCUUGUUGCGUGGAGUUCAAGACUGACGCGAUGCCCGUUCUAAAGACGGACGAGGAGGGCGAGACAAUGAAUUCGCUGCUGUGCGAAGAGGAGAUACCUGGCUCGCCGGCCCCGCUACCCGAGGGCAUCGAGCAAGCCAGCGUCGGUUCUUCGCGCAGUCCACCGAAGAACGAAGUCACGGAAAGUAGCCUGGUGCUGAUGGAGAUGCCCUUUGCGAGUGCACCGACCUCGAGUCAAAAUGCAACGAGCAACAGUACCGUCGCUACCCUCAGCAUGGCUUUGCCGAAGACCAUGGAAACGUCAAUGCCGGGUUCACUACCAGCGCAACAGAACACUGCUUCAAACAUGCGGCAGUCGCAGCAGCAGCAGCAGCAGCAGCAACAACAACAACAACAACAACAACAGCAGCAGCAUAUGUUGGCUCUGAUACCACCACGACGAGGGAGCAACGAAGCCGCGCCGGUGAUGGACAAUACGCCGCCGACGACGCCUGACUCGAGCAUCUCCAACAUUUCGGGCUCGCCUAGGGACGAGAGAACCGGUGGUUCGUCGCCGGCCUCCGAGGACAACGUCAAGCUCAAUCGCGACAACCCCGAGGCGGACCAUGACGACGCUGGUAAAUGCUUGGGCCUCAGCGAGGACGACAUUUUACCCAACUCCGAAGCCAACUCCGCAGAUAGAAUUCUUAAGCCGCCUGCCAAACGUACGAUCGAAGACAUGCAGUCACCUAAGAAACGCAAGAGGAAUAGAAAACACUCGGAGUGCGGAAGCGGCAGCAUCGGCGUCGGCGUCGGCGUCCCCGAUGGCAUCGGCGUUGGCGUAAGUGUCGGCGUUAAUGCUGGCGUGGACGUUGGGAUUGGUGUCGACGUCGGCGUCGGUGGCAGCGGCAGCAGCAACAGCAACAGCAAUAGUGGUUGCGGCGGCGGUGGCGAUGGUGACGGCGGUGGCAGUGGCGGCGGCAGAGGUGGCGGUGGCAAUGACAGUGGCAAUGUUAGUGGCUACGGCAACGGCAAUAAUGGUAGCGGCGGCGGUACCAUUCCGAAGAAACCUGGCAGACAAAACGGUAGGCACGGCAGAUACGGGCCUGGAAGCGACAGCGACGACACUAGCGAGGGAUCCAAUCUCUGCGGGGUCAACAGCACGCCGACGAGUCACAUCACUACCAUCACGAACGUGCCCGAUCUCAGCACCUACUCGUCGAGAUCGCCGAGACCGACAAAGUACAAUUUUUACGUCGAAUUGGAUCCGGAAUUGGAUGGUAGUCAAAGGAUAGCUGUACUACAGCAGAAAUUAACUGAAUUACGGAAGACGUACAAUGCCGUAAAGGUUGAGCUUGCUGCUAUAGAAAGACGUCGGAAAAAACUAAGAAGGCGAGAACGAGAAGCAAUGAAAGCAGCUAAGGCAGAAAUGCAGCAGGCUUGUUCGUGAUAGAAAGUAUGAACAGUUACUAUUCUCUCUUCGAAUAUUAAAUGAGAUUAUUGGAUAAGAAUAUUGGCACGGGCAUCAUGCAAUCACGCCAGCCACUUCAUGACAAGUUUUAUCUAUGUAAUCGGUUAGAUAACAUUUAGCCUUGCAAUCUAUCUUUAUUUAAAUAAACUGUAGAUAUAGUCGUAAGAUUUAAUGUAACGAGAAUACGAGUUAGUCUCAGAACAGCAAAUUUAUUCAUAUAUAAUGUAGUUGUGUUACUGUACAUUAUAUAUUCCAUUAAUCUUUCAUAGUCUAAAUGUUAUAAAACUUUAGUCUCAUUUUGGCAUUUUGCAUGUUCGGAUGCAAAGUACAAAUUAUCAAAACUGAUGAUCCUCGUUUUUAUUUCUCUCCAGUGCUUUUUUUUUCUUAUAAGAAAAAGGCCAGUGAGCUCUAUAAUAUACUAGAGUGGUCCUAUUGUUCUCGAUGUCGUCGAGAGAGAGAGGUGCUGUUAGGUGAAUCUCUGUCUCUUCCUCUACUGACCGGUCAACGAUUUUCUAUCUUGCCUUAUACGAGUGAGCUAGAAAUCGUGAAGAUUGUCGACCAAUUAGAUAAUAGAGAAAGAGAGACAGGGACUUACCCAACAGCACCUCUCUUUUGGCGGCAUUGAGAAUAAUAGGAAACAAUAGGACCACUCAUUCCAGUAUUAACUUACUGGAAUCGGAGCGCACUGAAAAAGGCUGAGAGAGCGUUAUCGACGUGUUAUUGUAAAGACAUAUUGGGGAACAAUUAUCUAAGCUGGCUAUCACUUCCGUUUCUCGAGUACGAUUAUAUCAGUUGUAAUUGAGCUGUUUUCACAAAAUGUUGAAGAAAAGAGAAGAGUCACAGGAAGGAUUAUACAAUGAUUAUACAGUCACGCGUGAAAUGUUGCGUUUUUUUAAUAUUGUAACAAAUGAGUGUAAAUACUAGAAGCUAGCAAAAUUUCUUAAACCAUGGAUACAUUGUAUUGCGAGAUAUACACAAUUAUACAUACAUAUACACAUGUUUGUAUGACGAAAUAUUGUAUAUUAAUACGCGUAUGAAAUAAAGCGAUUCCUAACUAUUAGAUUAAAAACGAGGACUAGCAUUUUGUGUCUACUUUAAUUUAUGUAUAUAACCUUGUAAAGACGAU
Vollenhovia emeryi is the source of this 8076-nucleotide messenger RNA. It is a transcript of the gene htk, whose product is annotated as AT-rich interactive domain-containing protein 4B-like. Bases 972 to 6929 code for a protein of 1985 amino acids. Gene Ontology annotation, molecular function: transcription cis-regulatory region binding. The record is from RefSeq and is a predicted model, not a curated record. Gene Ontology annotation, biological process: regulation of transcription by RNA polymerase II. The transcript has 7 exons. Lineage: Eukaryota; Metazoa; Arthropoda; Insecta; Hymenoptera; Formicidae. Gene Ontology annotation, cellular component: nucleus.